CAUACAGCAGGGUUUUUGGACAACUUCAAGACGGAGGAUAUCAGCAAUAUGACUUUCGAAGGCACCUCAGACAGAGUCUGGGCCAUUACACCGCCAAUGUACAACAAACUGAUGGAUGAACUGAAAGAAAAGGAUGCAACCGUAGCGCUGAGUUUCCGCGUAAACUGUCGGAGGUGA
Dibothriocephalus latus is the source of this 177-nucleotide messenger RNA. The record is from the annotation of a GenBank genome assembly. NCBI's taxonomy places the organism in Eukaryota, Metazoa, Platyhelminthes, Cestoda, Diphyllobothriidea, Diphyllobothriidae.